Cyclopterus lumpus (lumpfish) is the source of this 5486-nucleotide messenger RNA. It is a transcript of the gene admb, whose product is annotated as adrenomedullin b. Gene Ontology annotation, cellular component: extracellular region. NCBI's taxonomy places the organism in Eukaryota, Metazoa, Chordata, Actinopteri, Perciformes, Cyclopteridae. Gene Ontology annotation, molecular function: adrenomedullin receptor binding; hormone activity. Gene Ontology annotation, biological process: adrenomedullin receptor signaling pathway; regulation of systemic arterial blood pressure; adenylate cyclase-activating G protein-coupled receptor signaling pathway. The coding region runs from base 4269 to 4670 and encodes 133 amino acids. The record is from RefSeq and is a predicted model, not a curated record. The transcript is spliced from 3 exons.
CAUGAGUUUAUGGUCUCAAUCUCUAGUUUCAGGUCUUAAGAGUUGAACAGACCAUAAAGCAGAGUAUGCUUUAGGGCGGGACUAGAAGGCGAUUGACAGAUUACUAUCCAGCACUGUAUACAGUCAAAGUCAAAAUGAUCUACCUACAUAAGAAAUACUAUAUUUUAUAUACAUAUAUAUAUAUAUAUAUAUAUAUUACAUCUUCGGUCAUUACCAUACUCUGAUGACUGGGACUAAUUGGAAUCAGCCAGUGUUGCAUCGUCCGGACAGUAGCUGCUGGUAGCCACCCUCAAGCGGACUUCCAAAUGAUCAUCCAUCAUGGUGGAACGGUAUUUGGACUUAAUAUUCUUCAUGUGGGAAAAGGCAGACUCACAUUAAUAAGUAGAGCCGAAUAAUGCAGUCAAGAAGGGAGCACAUUUCCUCAUGUUUGGGAACUUUCCAGCUGUAGUGUCAAAAAUCACAUCCUCCAUGCCAUACGAAUUCAGGCGAAACGGCGUGAAUCAACCUCAAUAUCUUCCCAAGCUCUCGAAAUCUCUGCAGGAGUUUCCCCCGACUAAGCCAUCUUACAUCAGUGUGUAGCAAGAACUCCAAAGUCCAGAAAAAAACGAGUCAGCCGCUUCAACGAAGGCCUCUUUUAUCAUCUCCCCAUCUUGAUAGCACUUCUUGUGCUUAAUGAUGGAGAGACUCACCCGGAUGGAUGCUUUCGGUGGUUGCCUUCCCUUCAGCAGUGAGAAAAAUGACCGCUGUCCGGACAACUGUGACUUUAGUUUCUUCACCUUUCUCUUUCUCAGCUCGCUUUUCAGUCAGUGUUGUAGAUUUUUCCUUAGCCUUCUAAUUUAUAUAUACCAACUAAUUAGCUUGCAGGACAUUUUCAGUAGUUUGCGCGGUUGGGUUGACCCGUGUUAGAAAAGACGUGAUCUCAGACUGGUUACCCUGUACGUCAAUCAUGACGUACGUCCUAUCAUCCAUCCUCCCUCUGGCUAACCGUUAGCCGCUAACGUCUAUUUCUUUUUUUUUUUAAUGAAAUGCAAUCUUUAAAAAAAAUGUUUUUUAUCUUUUAAUGGCAUGCAAUCUACCCGCACUACCGUUGGUCGACGUAAUAGGCCCCCCCCACCCUGGUGUACAGCAUAUCUACGGAAAUCCAAAUAUGGUCAAGAUGCCGAUGGCCGUAAUCCAAAAUGGCGACAGUGUUUACAAUAAUAAUAAUAAAGUAUAUUUGCAUUGCACCCUUCAUACAUAUAAUGCAGCUAAAAGUGCUUAACAUCAAAUUGUGUGUAAACUUAAAACUAGUUCAGAUCGCUCUGUUAUUUCUCUCAGAAAACAUCGGCCGUGAAUAUGUGGACCAUUGCCUUCCCCCUCAGGUCAAAUGUUAUAUUUCCACCUGCAAUUGGUAAAUAUCUCUUCCCGUAUUUUUUUCUGAACAAAACAAAGCAUACUGUGAUUUUCCGUUGUUUGGGAAGGAGGUCGGAGGAAUGUUUUGGGCCUCACUUUUAGAGCCGUGGAUAUCACGCGGUUGCAUUUCCAGGGAGGGUUCUCUUUCGGGCCCCAUGGAGAGCGAGAGUUAAUAAAAUGCCUAUAAUUCCUCCGUAUCCAUAUUAGUAGUAAUAAAAAACACAGGAUGAAAUACGCAACCAUAAAUAGACAAUGGCUAUCCAAUAUUAAUCACAUAGUGGGAAGCCUACCAAACUGACCCCCGACUGUGGAAAUCAAUCACAGCUUCACAUCCUCUUCAGUUCUUGUAUGCAAUGCAAAAGUUAUUUUUGCAGCAACCAAGUCAAGAGGAUAAGAAAAAAAAAGAUCUGGGCUUACCGAUAUGGUUAGUAAAAACAUUUAUCGAAAAACCUUUGGCUCGAUAAACUUUGGGCGUCGGGUUUUUUCGAACGGUACAAUUUCUGCAGCACGUUGCAUCUAAUUGAAGAACGGGGGAAAAAAGGAUCACGUUCAAACACAGAACGCUGAAUCAUCUUUUCGCACCCUUGAAGGGUGCCUUUGUUGUUGCCCAUUCAAAGCAUCCAAAUGCAUUACUCAUGCACUUCUAUAGACCCGUCGAAGCUUUGUGUGCCACUGAGUCAUGUCGAAAAGAGACCCGACGUUGGCACAACCGCCGAUGGAAAUGUUGCCUGCGGACAUGGUGAGGAUGAGGGUUGUGAGGUUUGGUGGAGGGUGUACGUUGGGGCUGGGGUUGCGUCAGCCGAGUGCAGGUCAACACAAGUUGGAUGGAAAAGAUUUAUAGCAAACUGUCGAUGGUUACCAGAACUUUUUAAUCUGCUGUCAAAACGUCAAGGACAGCCGGGAACUGCCAGGACGCUAAUUGCGCAAUGUUCAAAAGAAGUUAUUAGGUUGUGUCACACCUGUAGUUGUAUCACACCUGUAGAACUUAAGAUAUAUUGACGUUACAAAAUACACAUUUGUGCUGCAUGCAAAAAAAAAAACCCUGCAAGGUUUUUGCCCCCCCCCCAAACUGUGUGGAAUUAGCAUAACAUGUCUGUAAGCACCCAUUAGGGGUGUCAGGAUUCUCAGAAUCCACGAUUUGAUUUUAUAUCUAUUUUUUUUAAAGAUUCUAUAUAUUUUUGUUUUUCAGCAUUUACAUUUUUUAAAUGCUCUGUUUUUGGAUUCUUCGUUCACCUCGGGAGGCAAAAAAAAAAGAUUUCUUUUAGAAUUCUAAUAAGGCGAGUACAAUAAAUAUGCAUUUUGUGAGGUAUCGCUUUAAGGAGGUCCAAUUGGGUCGAGAAUCUUAUGCUAAGACACGGCAGACUGAGCAGCCGUGUCAAACUGCUUUCACUCAAGCAGAAAAUAAACGCCUUUUGGACAUUUAUCGGAACGAUUCAGCAAAGCGUGGGACAUUAGCACAAAAUUCACGGACCUGAUGUGGCAGGAAUCCACUUGAGUCAAGGUCAAAUCUGACUCUUGCGAUGACCUCUGUGGCCAAAUGAUGGAUUGAUAAAAAAAAAAAGGUAUAUAUAUAUAUAUUUUUUUUUUUGGGAAGAUACGUUGGACACAAUGUGCAUUAAAAAUUCAUUAAAAAAUAUUUAAUAAAUAGCUGUAUCCAACGAGGAAGACGUUAAGGAGUUAAUCAUUACACAGAACACACGCUUUAUAACGCUUGGCGGUAACUACCGUUUGGCCGAGUAGCACUCGGAUGGAUUUAACUGGUCGUUUUGAGGCGCACGAGUUCAGGAAAAACGCACACGUUCCUUUUGUGAGCUUUCACGGGGCGUGCAGUUACCACAACGACACUGCUAAUUUAAGAUAUCCAAACACACACACACACACACACACACACCUUUAGAAUUGAUUCAACCAUUAACAACAUUUACACCCAACUUAAACUGCCUUAAAAGCACGAACGGCCAAUGAACGCGCCCAUAUGACUCCAAAAAUAACCGGUUGCGAGACAAAAAAAAGAUAUGUAAAUUUGCAUAGCCAGAAAUACACUUUGAGAGAGGAAAAAAAAAGAAAAAAAAAGAAAGAUAUAUUUGGUCAAUUUACAAAACCAAUUCUUUCAACACUUCCUCACUCAUUGAAUCAGAAUUAAAGGUUAACACAAACUUAUCAGCAUUAAUCUCUUCCUCUUAGGGUUUUCCGACUCGAUUAUAAACCCUGCAUGUUUUUGGUUUGACUGUCGACAUGUGGGGUGGACGGGGUUGACAUGAACUGUGUCCCUCCCACUGGCUCUGGCAUUCAGGUACAGCUCCCUCCCUCCUUCUAUAAAGCCUCCCAAGAUAGCAGUGUAAACUCCAGACUACAACUCAUGGUAAACUCUUUACAACCUGAGAUUUAAAAAAAUUAAAAAUAAUACAAAUUACUCCAACUGCAAAAAAGAAAUAAAGUACGCAGCCCACUUGGAUGUGCAUCAUCAAUUAUCUACAUUAAGCUACAAGCUCAAGACAAGAGAGGUAAGUGACUUUUACCACCAUUUUAAAUAAAGUUUAAAGAGAUUGCUCAAGAGUUCUUCGGGUUUUUAAUAAUGCAAACUGACUGAAUUGAACAUUUUUGAAAUCACAAAUUGAAAUUUGGGAUACGAGUUUGAAGCACAGGGAGUUUUUUCUUUAAAAAAAAAAAAAAUCAGUGGUUUUGGGCGUGCUGAUGAACAGAUGGUUUCUGGAAUAACCUGCAAAAACACAUGAAUAUUGAUUUGUGAUUGACAAGCCAACCCUGUUACAGAGCCAACCCUGCCUCUCAUUUACCAAUCACCAGUUGUGGCAGCAGUUUAACCACCUAAAAACAUCAUUUCUGUAUCUUCCCCUCCCGAACAGCUCCGGGUCAAAAUGAGAUUAGCUCUGCACACCGUCCUCUGCUGCUGUGUCUUCACCACCGUCCUGCCACUGGUGAAAGGCGGCGCCAACAGCACCAGUCUCAAAAAAGGGUUUAAAGUCUGGCUGCAGAGCCGAGUCAAGAGGGACCUGUGCAACGUCACCGUGGCGGCCAAUGAGCAGCGCUCUGACGUCCAUGUUGGACCGCAGCAGGACGAGAACCCAAAAGGUGUCGCGCCUACAUCGAGCUUUGGGUUAUGCAUCAGAUCCAGGAGGUCGACAUCGACCAAAUCAUCCGGCUGCAAGUUCGUCACGUGCGUCUACCACGACCUGCUGCACCGGCUGCACCAGAUCAACGAGAUGAAAUCCUGCGCCCCCGGAAAAAAGAUUGGCUCAAAUGGCUACGGACGGCGGUGACGCCGACGCCAUUCGCUCCUUCAGAUCUUCUCUGAAAAACCCGGAAAUUGAAGAGGAACCGAAGCGGAUUUCUUUUCUUUUUUUUUUUUUUUCUUUUUUAAUAAAAAAAAAAUAUAUGACAUUCCUGGACCCCCAAACUGCCACAAGCAGGAUCUUUUCAUAGUGAACUGUGCAAUUUAAACAAUAUGUACUAUAUCAAAUAUAUAUAUAAUUACCAGCUUGUAUAUAAUAAGGAAAUAUAAAGCUACCUUAUAUUUAAGCACACAAUAAAAAAUAUAUUUUUAUACAGCCAAAAUACAUAUUAAACAUGUCUUUUUAAAAAAACAAAGUUUAACUUCAAUGAAGUACGUAUCUUAACGUGUCCUGUACUCAUGUGAAUUUAGUACCUAUUCGUUGAGUUAUCUGUUGUUUUUUGUAACAUUGUUGUAAUGACUAUACAUUAUUGGAAAUGUAAUCAUAUUAGAGAUGAAAAACGUAUUUUAUUGUCAUAUUACACAUAGUUAGACACAUAUAUGACAUUUCUUCUCCGCAUUUAAUCCAUCCUUUGGAGCAGUGUCUUACAUAAAAGCUUAACAACUGCCAAGUGGUAUUUUAAGACUUGAGAGUGAUGGAGUGAUGAGCUAAUACAAGUGCUGUGCUGCCAUCUAGCUUCACAGGAGGAAACGGGGAACAAAUGCAGCUUCCUGUGGUUAUACGCUAAAUGUUUCAUUUUUUAAAAAGCCUGAUUUAUGGUCUUGUUGUGGUGGAACGUGGCAGUAACUGUAAUGGUUUUCAGCUGGAUGCAGCGUCUUUGUUUUUGUUUUUUUAAAUAAAUGA